This is a messenger RNA of Struthio camelus australis, 2003 nucleotides long. Lineage: Eukaryota; Metazoa; Chordata; Aves; Struthioniformes; Struthionidae. The record is from RefSeq and is a predicted model, not a curated record.
UGUCGUCUUCCUGGAGUGGUUUCUGCCCAGAGCUCUGCGGAAAGGUUGGGAGGCCCGAGGAGGCUCCUGAGCGGGCAGAGCGAGGGCAGUGGAGGUGCCUGUGGCAGCCGCGUCCCCACGCUCAUGACUUGCCUUCAGCUGAUCAGUUUGAUUUACUGAGUCAAUACUUCAGGCUUGCUGACAAAUGGAUGACAGCUAUUCUAAAGCGUUUCUUGGCCAUGGCAGUAAUUCAGAAGAUGAAUAUCUCAAAAAUAGAAAGUCAUCUAGUUUGAAUUCAUCAAAAGAGAUCAGAAAGGCUGUUGAAGAGUGUCUGUCAUCGUCUUCAAAUACUCUGGAUGUCAGUAGAAAAAACAUUCAGCAUCUUACUGAGGAAAUAUAUAAACUGCCCAACAUAAAGCACUUUCAUGUGGAAAGAAAUGUCCUAUCAGCGAUUCCCGAGGAUUUAUUUCAAAAGCUGCCACAUCUUGUUUGGCUGGAUCUCCGAUACAACAAGAUUAAAACUAUUCCACCUGGAAUUGGCUACCACAGGCAAUUGAAAGCUCUGCUUUUAGAAAGAAAUCCUAUAAAAGAGCUGCCUGCAGAGCUUGGAAACUUAACUUCGUUGACAGCCUUGAAUCUGAGACAUUGUCCCCUAGAAUUUCCACCCAAAGAUGUCAUACAGAAGGGAUUAAAAUCCAUUUUGUGCUUUCUUCGAAAUUGUGGGAAUGGAAGACUCUGUAUAGAGCCAGCUACUUCAGAAAUGCCAGCUGUUGAAAAGCUAAACUUAGCUGAAUUGUUGCAGUCCGGUUUGGAUUUGUCAGAUGAGUGGCCUAAUGAAGAGGAAAAACUAAGAUUUGAGAAGUUGAAAGAAGAAAUUAUAAAAAAUGAAAAAGAAGAAUUUCUUGCAAAUCAACGUUUUGUUGUACUCCAUGAUUUUACUGAAGUAGGGAAAAACCACAGAAAGAAAGAACAUCUCUACUCAAAGUCAGCUCGUCUUUGCAGGAGCAUGUCCACACAGAGAGAUAAAUUUCCUGAGUUUCUAUCCUAUGGUUGGAUGAUUCAGACAAAGCUAGCUGAAGCGUACAAAUUGGCAGCAGCAAAGGAGCUGACAGAGGAAAAAGCUUUAAUUGAACAAAGGAAAAAAGAUGAAGAAAUGUUUCAAGAGUGGCGAAGCCAUGCAAAGUUGAUGAAAGAAAAGAAAGACACAUUGCUUAGAUUUUCACCUUCAAAUGCAGAUAUGAUAUCAGAAAAUGCACCAUAUGCUAUGGAUAACAUCAGUUACUGUGCCAUGAAAGAUGGAGCUGAGAAACAGAAGGACAGUAUACCUGAAAAAAGUGAACAAAGAUUGUUGAAUGUAAAAAGUGAAGCUACAAGAGCCUCCAGAGAAAAGAAACUGAAACAACCUAUCAAACAGCACACCCAAAUGAUGAAAGCAAGAAAAGAAAAAUUAAAAGGAGCACCUCAAGAGGAAAUGAAGAAAGCAAAACAAGACAUUGACAGAGUUGACAAUCUACAGACCAAGCUAGCAAAGCUAAAAGAAGGACUUCAUCCACAGGAGUAUCGUUUACUGCCUUCACAGGAGAGUUUUCACGUGAUUCAGGAAGAACGCACACUCAAAAUACCUUUUCCAAUAUGAAAUGCUGAAUGCCUGGAAUUCUUUAAAAAAACAACAACAAACGGUUCCUCAUGAAAUGUUCACUUCAUAAGAAUGAGACUCCUCUCCUGUCUUAGUCUUCCAAACUGCAUUUGACAAUGUUAAGCCUAUGUUGAUAAUAAAUCUUCUUUAUCUGACCAUAUAAUUUGUCUCUUUUAUAGUACAAAGUAUUAUAAAGUGUUUUCUUCAGUCUCUCUGCACAUUUUUCUCGACCAAACUUUGAUAUGCUUACCAAAACUUUACAUAAAACGUAAUUUCAGAAAUUGUCCCUAACGUUCAGAGAAGCCAUUUGUAAUUUUACUAAUAUGCAGAACUAUGUACUCUUAGGUAACUAAUUUCAUGAGUAAUGUAACUCUGGCCUUACACUGUA